Molecule: messenger RNA, 1779 nt
Organism: Penaeus indicus
Lineage: Eukaryota; Metazoa; Arthropoda; Malacostraca; Decapoda; Penaeidae
Exons: 3
Coding region: 1-1779 (592 amino acids)
Source: RefSeq, a predicted model, not a curated record
AUGUUUCGAGGGGAGACAUCACACCAUAACUUCACAACAACCCGAGGUCACCACCACAAUCGCCACGCCACACCAUCAUCACCAAUUCAACAGCCGCGCAAUAUUGCCACACCUGACGCCGGCAACCAGGACGCAGACAACCAGGACGCAGGCAACCAGGACGCAGGAAACCAGGACGCAGACAACCAGGACGCAGGCAACCAGGACGUAGGCAACCAGGACGCCGACAACCAGGACGCCGGCAACCAGGACGCAGGAAACCAGGACGCCGGCAACCAGGACGCAGGCAACCAGGACGCCGGCAACCAGGACGCAGGAAACCAGGACGUAGGCGACCAGGACGCCGACAACCAGGACGCAGGCAACCAGGACGCAGGCAACCAGGACGUAGGCAACCAGGACGCAGACAACCAGGACGCCGGCAACCAGGACAUAGGCAACCAGGACGCCGGCAACCAGGACGCAGGAAACCAGGACGCCGGCAACCAGGACGCAGACAACCAGGACGCCGGCAACCAGGACGUAGGCAACCAGGACGUAGGCAACCAGGACGCCGACAACCAGGACGCAGACAACCAGGACGCAGGCAACCAGGACGUAGGAAACCAGGACGCAGGCAACCAGGACGCAGACAACCAGGACGCCGACAACCAGGACGCAGGCAACCAGGACGUAGGCAACCAGGACGCAGGCAACCAGGACGCAGACAACCAGGACGCCGGCAACCAGGACGCAGGAAACCAGGACGCCGACAACCAGGACGCCGGCAACCAGGACGCAGGCAACCAGGACGCCGGCAACCAGGACGCAGGCAACCAGGACGCAGGCAACCAGGACGCAGCCAACCAGGACGCAGACAACCAGGACGCCGGCAACCAGGACGCAGACAACCAGGACGCAGACAACCAGGACGCAAGAAACCAGGACGCAAGAAACCAGGACGCAGACAACCAGGACGCCGGCAACCAGGACGCAGGAAACCAGGACGCCGACAACCAGGACGCCGGCAACCAGGACGCAGGCAACCAGGACGCAGGCAACCAGGACGCAGGCAACCAGGACGCAGGCAACCAGGACGCAGGCAACCAGGACGCAGGCAACCAGGACGCAGGCAACCAGGACGCAGGCAACCAGGACGCAGGCAACCAGGACGCAGGCAACCAGGACGCAGGCAACCAGGACGCAGGCAACCAGGACGCAGACAACCAGGACGCAGGAAACCAGGACGCAGACAACCAGGACGCAGGAAACCAGGACGCAGGAAACCAGGACGCAGACAACCAGGACGCCGGCAACCAGGACGCAGGAAACCAGGACGCCGACAACCAGGACGCCGGCAACCAGGACGCAGGCAACCAGGACGCAGGCAACCAGGACGCAGGCAACCAGGACGCAGGCAACCAGGACGCAGGCAACCAGGACGCAGGCAACCAGGACGCAGGCAACCAGGACGCAGACAACCAGGACGCCGGCAACCAGGACGCAGGCAACCAGGACGCAGGCAACCAGGACGCAGGCAACCAGGACGCAGGCAACCAGGACGCAGACAACCAGGACGCCGGCAACCAGGACGCCGGCAACCAGGACGCAGGCAACCAGGACGCCGGCAACCAGGACGCAGGCAACCAGGACGCAGGCAACCAGGACGCAGGCAACCAGGACGCAGACAACCAGGACGCCGGCAACCAGGACGCAGGAAACCAGGACGCAGACAACCAGGACGCAGGAAACCAGGACGCAGACAACCAGGACGCAGACAACCAGGACGCAGACAACUAG